This is a messenger RNA of Owenia fusiformis, 3671 nucleotides long. NCBI's taxonomy places the organism in Eukaryota, Metazoa, Annelida, Polychaeta, Sabellida, Oweniidae. The record is from the annotation of a GenBank genome assembly.
AUCAAAGUUGGGAAGUUUUCCACAUAUAUUUUAUAAAAUGAGUGAUUUUGAAUGACCAAACUGUUUAAGUUCGAGUAAAGAUGGGGUCAAGAUUAAGGAAGAACAAUAAGCAGAUAUUUGAGUUGUUCUGUGAGGUGGCCAGACCAGAGGACUCAGAUAAAGAUCCCUUUAUUCUGCAGAAGUUUCCUGAUACUUAUGAAGAGGAGGAUAUUUUAAAGCAGAUUCCAAGUUUCACAUUUCCAUGCAAGUUUGAAAGAAACCUCUAUGAUGACAUUACAAUGAGAAUUGGCCCAGCAGUUGAUCACUUCACAUUUGUAUUGACAGACAUUGAUGGCAAGUACAAGUUUGGCUUCUGCCGCCAUGCUACAGGGGCCCAGACCUGUCUCUGUAUUGUCAGCAAUCGCCCAUGGUAUGAGAUCUUCUACAAAUACUUGAACUAUGUGGCAGAGAUCUUGAACAAGACAGAUGAUAACAGCAUAGAGCCAAUACUACAGGCCUUGUAUACCUGUGACUCAGCAAAACCUGGGGAUGAGGUUGAAGUAGUUGCCAAAAACUUCACCGAGAAGUUUAGUUUUCUCUGUCCUGAUCUUCAUACCCUGCCAACCAUCCCUGAAAAUAGGAAUUUGACAGAGUAUUACAAUGCCAUUGAUGCCAACAAUAUGAUGACUAUAUUUGCAAGCAUGCUGUAUGAGCGUAGGAUUAUAUUUACAAGCAAGAAGUUGAGUCGUCUAACAGCAUGUGUUCAUGGUUCCGCCUCACUGUUGUACCCAAUGCAUUGGCAGCAUCUCUACAUCCCUGUACUCCCCUCACACCUGAUUGACUACUGUUACGCUCCAAUGCCUUUUAUAAUAGGCAUACAUUCCUCUUUGAUGGAGAAGGCACGCAACAUGGAGUUGGGAGAUGCUAUAAUAGUUGAUGCUGAUAAGAACACAGUCACUUCAGAACAUGAUGACCUGAACUCUAUGCCAGAUAAUGUGGUUGCCACAUUGAAGAAGCAUCUUCGCAGUCAACAGAGUGAUAGGAUAAAACAAGGAGUUAUGCUCAGUGGGGAUGGUGUCGCUAGAGCAUUCCUAAAGUGCCUUGCUGCAAUCAUAGGUGGCUACAGGGAUGCCCUGAAGUACCGUGUGGGGGAGAAAAUAACAUUUGACCGUGAUGCCUUCAUACAGACACGCCCUACCUCAAGUCAACCUUUCCUUGAGAAAAUAUUGCAUUUACAAUUGUUUGAGCAAUUCAUAAAUGACCGUCUUGAUGGACUUAUGGCAGGCCAUGGGUUCCGUGAUGAGUUUGAAAAUGAGGCUAAUGCAUAUGCGGAUAAAAUGAGCUCACAUAAUAAAUAUCUAGAAUGGACAAAUGAAAUGAAGAAACAAGGAAAGAGAUUUAGAAAAGAUGGAAAGGAGAAAUGGAUGGACUUCAAAGGAAAGGCCAAUCCAGCAUUAAAACAUGCAGCCAAUGCAGUAAAGACAAAGAGCAAGCAAGCCUACAAGGAUUUUAAACGAACUAUAGAUGAUUUAAGAAAGGAAGAGGAGCUCCAUAAACAACUAGGCAUCAGCAAGGAAAGACCUGCUACAAUACCCUCAGCAGAACUCAGAGGACAACGGCCACCAAGACCGCCGCCACCAGGGAGCCGGAAGGCUGAUGAUGUCACAGAUGGAGGCUUACCAGAACUUCGACGUCACACUACACGCAAAGCCUCCUAUGAAAGAGCAAAACAGUACAAGGUGAUCAGUUUUGAUGACUCCUCUGUCGGUGACUCAGAUUUGGAAUACAGACGUAUAAGUGUUGGACUGGUGGAAGAUCCCGAUAUACAAAAGGCCAUGAAGCGAUCAUUCAGUUCUGAUGACCUCAUAGAGGAAGAGACUAUUGAGACUUCUUCUGAACCUGAUGAUGCUUUUGAAGAUGAGGUUGACACAGAAUCAGACAGUUCAGGCCCGUCUAUGUCAGAUAAAGUGAGAAAUGAUCACCCUAUACCAGCUCCUAGACUAAAGAAACUGGCUCAAUUCCAACAAGGUCAAAGUUCAAAGCCAUCUGAGCAGAAGGAUAUAGCAGCGCCAUCUAGUGAAACUUUGAGAGAGGAUUCUGAGAAGCCAGGACCAAAGCCGUCCCCUAGGCAUAACAUCACUAGUGACACUCCAACCAAACCCAAUGUAAAUAGUGACACAGCAAAACGUGACAUAAUGCUAAUUAGGCUUGAUUCUUUAAAUGUAAGUGAACCAGGAAAUAUUGAAUUUGAUCCUCUGGCUCAAAAUCAAACAAUAGGUGACUCUUCAAGCUCUAAUGACCUCACUGGACUAGAAAGUAGUCAAAUGGUGGCACAAGCAACAAAGGAAAAUGAUAAGUCUGGGCAUCAAGCUGGAAAAGUGAGUAGUUUUGUGAAAAUGGUGGAGUCAGGGCUGGACCCGACUGCUUCAGGAACUCCAGGGAAACCAGUAAUGAGGACUGAUUCUUUUUAUCGGCGUGAGCGACCACAAACAGUUGUCCAUAAACCACAUGAUACUAAAGUUGCAGCUCGAACAGCAUUUUUUGAAAAACCCGUGUCCAAACCUGUACGGAUUGAUCCAUCUAAUUUUAAUUCCCUGGAUAAUUUGUUUGGGAACAAUAGAACAGGGAGUAAUGCUGCAACCUCUAAUAGGCCUAUUAGUAUGAUAGAAAGCACAAAAACAAUUCGGCAAUUUGGAGGUGCCAUAUCAGUACAUGACACUAUCAAAAAAAUAGAAGAGCACAAGAAUUUUGCACCUCAUGAAGAGGACAGUUUACUAAAGGAGUGGAAUUUGGAUAGUCAUUUUGGAAAGAUGAGACAAGAGGGUAGUGGUAGUCUAGAUAAUCUACUGAAGGAUUUACCAACUAGUAGCACAAGCUCUGGACUAUCUAGUCCCCCCAUCCCUAAACCCCUGACCAAAACCACUGGGUCAACUCCUGGUUUGCACCAUGUCCCUGGGCCAACAAUGGGAUUACAGCAAGGGGUCCAUUCAAGUCCUCAACAUUUAAUGAACACUCAGCCAUAUCAUACUCCAAAUAGGCAAUCAGCUAUGCCUAGCUUAAUGGGAGCACCACAAGCUUUUAGUAGUGCAUAUACAACAAAUAGGAGCUCUACACUACCUUCAUUUGGUUACCAGAGCAACCAGUCUGGUUUCCAUAGCAGCCAAACAAACAAUCCAGUAUCAACCCCACAAGUGUUUCAGUCAAAUACAUUAGGAUCAGGUGUCUAUUCUAGUCAGAAAACUCAACCAUUUUCAACCACUAAGGAGAUACCACAAAGUUCAAAUAUUUUACAGCCAAUGACUGCAUCAGAUGUGAAAGAAGAUUUGGAUCCAUUUAGUGACUUAGUAUCCACAGUGAAGUCAGUGGUCCAGCCAGAACAAUCGAAGCAGUCACAAUGGGAGACAUUUGAAUGAGUCAAUUUAGAUAUUACAUGUGGACAUGAACAUGCAGUGAUCUCCCCAUGCAAUGAAGCAAUACUUUUGGACACAGUUCAGAAUUUGAAAAUUAAGCUUGCACGCUGUUGAAAUCCAUUUGAACACAGUUGAACUUGUUUAAAGAAACCAGUUAACCCAGUCUAAAGAAAUUAGAAUUUUAAACAUAUUUUAUAAUCAAAUAGAUCAAAUGUGAAUCUUUCAACCAUCUGAAAAAAUUCUGGGGAGAUCACUUUUAUGUAGAUUGUAACUAUCCAAAGA